GUUUAUGAUAAACUCUCCGUGAAUAUGAUGAGGAGCAAAGAUGUUGACCGUGACGCACUGCUCGAUUGGUCAAGGUGGAUGAAUGGUUUCCGACUCCAGUGAUUGAUGUUGAUCAUCUUCAUCGCCCAUCGGCUUCGCCCACUUCCCUGAGAGUGACGAGAUGAGCGGAGCCGGGUUGGACAGAGCACGAGCAGUGGCUGGGAGCAGCCACGAUCAGCCUGGAAAUGAACCUGCUUUGGGAAUGCAAGGUGUCAACUCCGAUGGAGACGCUGAUGAUGAAUCAGAACACUCGAACUCGUCGGCCAAGAGGGAAAUACUAGAGGACCUCCUCGACGAAGUGAAGUUCCCCAUAUCGCUAAAUAUCCGUGGUCUCUUCUCCCUCAAGGUUUUCACGCCCGGCGCAGCGCAACCGUUUGUGCGCGAACACCAGGCGAGCGGACCGUUUGUGCAGCUUGCCACCAGACAAAAUCCGGCGCUUUCCGUCUCGCCCCACAUCCCCCUCUUAAGGACCGGAGGACCGGACAUCGUGAAGAAAAAGAAAAUCGCUUGCCACCGGAGACAGCACCUCACGGAAUUAACAUUGCGGCCAUUGACUGGUGAAUGGAGGCAGAAACUCGGUCCCGGUUUACGUUUGGAGAUAACAGAAACGGACUACGCGCGCGUGGCGAUAACUGAACGGCUUCCGAGUCGAGAGGCAACUAUACUGCAACUCCAUGCCAUCGAGGAAGACGAUUGGUUCGGCACGUGGGAUUGGGACUGCGAAGACACGUGUGCUGAAGAGUUCGGCUCAAUUGGAGAAAAUCCAUCAGAAGAAGUGAAAGAAUAUUUCGAAAAAAUCGUUCGCAGCAGCAAAGAAAACAGGCGAAAGGCUAGACAACAACGUACUCGGCGCGCAGAACAUCUUCUUGAAAAGCCCGUCGUUAAAGAAUUCUACGACAGCUUCGACCGCGGGCGGUUUAUCGGAAAAGUUUUUGAUGAAAAUGUCAACGCUUGCAACUUGUCAAAAUUGUCCAAAGCUUACGAAUGA
Amoebophrya sp. A120 is the source of this 1027-nucleotide messenger RNA. Lineage: Eukaryota; Dinophyceae; Syndiniales; Amoebophryaceae. The record is from the annotation of a GenBank genome assembly.